Molecule: messenger RNA, 1601 nt
Organism: Brassicogethes aeneus
Lineage: Eukaryota; Metazoa; Arthropoda; Insecta; Coleoptera; Nitidulidae
Source: the annotation of a GenBank genome assembly
AUCAAAAUCAAAGUAUGGCUUCAAAUAGAAAGGUUAAAUAAAACAUUUACUUUUAGUUUAACUGCAGCAGUCAGUAACAAAUCCUUUCCGGCGAAAUUUAAAUUCGGAACUGCCACAGCGUCGUAUCAAAUUGAAGGGGCGUGGAAUGAAGAUGGGAAAGGCGAGAACAUAUGGGAUCGCUUAACCCACACCAACGCCACUGCCGUUAAAAAUAGCGAUAACGGCGACGUAGCUUGCGAUUCCUAUCACAAAUACAAAGAAGACGUGAGACUUUUAAAACACCUGGGCGUCAAAGUGUACAGGUUUUCGAUAUCCUGGUCCAGAAUCCUACCUACGGGUUUUACAAAUAAAGUCAACCAGCCGGGAAUACAGUAUUACAAGAACCUCAUCAAAGAGCUACUCGACAACGGUAUCGAACCCAUGGCGACUUUGUACCAUUGGGACCUCCCGCAACCACUUCAAGACAUCGGGGGUUGGCCCAACGAACUCCUGGCCGAUCAUUUCGCUAACUACGCCAGGGUAUGCUUUAAAGCUUUCGGGGAUUCAGUCAAAACCUGGUUGACUUUCAACGAAGCCAAGCAGACUUGCCAACAGGGCUACGGGAGCGCAACCAUGGCCCCUCUGAUCAAGUCGCCGGGUGUUGCCGACUAUCUGUGCACCUAUACUGUUUUGAAGGCCCACGCCAAGGCCUGGCACAUUUACGAUGACGAAUUUAGAGGCAAACAACGCGGCAGGGUGUCGACUGUUGUCGACAGCGACUGGUACGAGCCUGCUAGUAACAGCACUAGCGACAUGGAGGCCGCCGAGACGAGAAGACAGUUCACUUUCGGAUUGUACGCGAAUGCCAUAUUCCUCGGCAAUUGGCCUCAGGUCGUGAUCGACAGAGUGGACUACAGAAGUGAAAAUGAAGGCUACGCCAAAUCGAGGCUGCCCAAGUUUACGAAGCAAGAAAUCGAUUACAUCAGGGGUACCCACGAUUUCAUGGGUUUCAACACUUACACGACCUCUUUGGUCUGCAAAAUCGAGGAGCCCACUUUCAAUGAGACCGACUACGAGUUCGAUAUGGGGUCUAACGCUUUUCAAGACCCCACUUGGGAAGCCACCAACUCUACUUGGUUGAAGAUUGUUCCAUGGGGCGCGAGGAAGUUUUUAAACUGGAUUAAAAAUACUUACAACAAUCCUGAAAUUAUCAUCACAGAAAACGGAGUUUCAGAUGCUGGCCUUUUAAAGGACGAUGCCAGAAUUCAUUAUUAUACGGAAUACUUAAGCGCUAUAUUGGAAGCUAUACAUACAGAUAAGGUACAUGUUUCUGGUUACAUGGCUUGGAGUCUAUUGGAUAACUAUGAGUGGUUAGCUGGCUACACGGAAAAAUUCGGUCUAUACCACGUAGAUUUUUCGAGUCCAAACAGGACAAGGACAGCGAAAAAAUCAGUGGACUUUUACAAGAAAAUCGUUGCUACACAUUGUCUUGUUGACAAGUGUGUGACGUCAGGGUGGUCCUUAUUUCGGGUGUUUUCGUAUUUUUUUUCACGAUAGUCCUAAACCGGUCACAAAUAGUUUUCUUUUUGUAUUAAUUUAUUUAUAUACCUACAUAUAUGAAG